CGAUUGAAUUUUUGAUAAUAGAGAAGUAUACGUUAUUCGUUCAAGAUGCCAGACAAUUCUGAUAAUUGCUUUGCAUCCAACACGGUUAUAACUAGUAAAAAUGGUAAGACCUAUCUAGAUGAAUUAGUGGAAGGAGACGAAGCUCUUUCAUUUGACGAUAAUGGUAAAAUCUUUUAUUCCGAAGUCUGGUGUAUUACCCAUCACGUAAAGAAUUCCAGAGCGACGUAUCUACAAAUCGAUACCGAAAGCAAACGGUUGGUAAUAAGUCAUCGACAUUUUGUAUUUGUUAAAAAUGGCGACAAGCAAGAAUAUAAGAAAGCUAAAGAUCUUCAGAAAGGGGACAUUGUUUUUAUCCUGAUUAUAGACGGUGAGAAGAAAAUAAGAGUGGAGGAGUCAGUCAUGGAAAUAGAAGAGGUAGAGCAAGAAGGAAUCUUCAACGUUUUCACCAAAUCAGGCCGUAUCAUUGCAAAUGGAUUUUUUUGCAGCACAUAUGCUGAAGUGCACCCAAAUCUUGUUCAUCCGUUCUUAGCCCCCUUGAGGGCUGCGUACGAUGUUACACCUACUGUGGUCAUGGAAAAAAUAUUGACCAAAAAUGAAGAUGGGAAACCAUAUUUGUUUAAGGCCUCGAGUAAACUAUUAAAACCAGUGGUAAAUUUAUUUCAAUAGUUCUGUAGAUUCUUCUUCUUAGUGUCAUCAGUAAAUUAUGUAGAUUAACUGUACUUACAAUUCAUAGGUAUUCUGUUAGUGUUAUCAGUAAGCAUUACAAAGUUCUGGAGGUUUACUGUACUUAUAUUUUUUUAUAUGUAUUCUGUUAGUGUUAUCAGAAAGUAAUACAAAGCUCUGUUGAUUUACUGUACUUAUAUUAAUGAUUUUACAUAGCUUCUUAGUGUUAUCAGUAAGGUACACAAAGUUCUGAAGAUUUACUGUUUUUUAUACAUAUAUUUCGCUUGUGUUAUCAGUAAAUUACACAAAGUUAUGAAGAUUUUCUGUACUUAUAUGUUUUUUUAUAUAUAUAUUUCGCUUGUGUUAUCAGUAAAUUACACAAAGUUAUGAAGAUUUACUGUACUUAUAUGCUUUUUUUUUUAUAUGUAUUCUGCUUAUCUGUAAGUUAUACAAAGUUCUGAUCUCUGAUAUUGUACACAUCCGGUCCUAUCUCCACUUUCUUUUAAGUAAUUUAAGUAGUAAUGAACAAGAUUGCCUUGAUUCAAAUUUUAUUCAAUCUUCUUCGAUUUUAUUUUCCAUAUGACUUGAACGUACGAAAAUAUAAUUUCUUGACUAUACUUUUGUAUUUCAAUAGUAUCCAAGUUGCUUUGACAAAGUUCAGUAGAUUUACUGUACUUGUUCUUUCCUAUUAUAACUAUUCCAAUAGUGUUUGUGGUUAAUAUUUGUUUGUGAAACCAAAGAAUAAAUAGCGUUUAGAAUAAGAUUGAUAAUUGAAUGAAAUAAUCAAUUAUUAUUGAUGUCAAUCUCUGUAACUGUUAUUUACUAUUGAUCACUUGACUUACUUUGCUGAUAAAUUGAUAUUGCCAUGUUCAUUCAAUGUUCAUAAGAUAUAUUUUUACGUCGUCGAACAUUUUUGAAAAUUUUGAAAUUUUUUUUAUAAGGUUUUUCCUUUAGUUUGGCUUAUGUUUAUUAUUUCUUUCCCAUUUCCUUUGACAAGAUAGUGAUUUGAAAUUCUGCAAUGAGACGAAACUUGAAAGGAAAACUCAUUUUUCGUCAACUUUUAUGUAAAUUGCGUAUGUUUUGGUAACUUUUAGAUUGGCUUCUUUUCGGUAUUUCUUUUUCGCUGCAUAGACACAUAAAAUAUCAUUAAAAUUGACUUAAAUUGUAAUGUCGGACAAAAAAUGGGCCUGCAAAUGACUGAAAAUUGUUUAAAAUAUUUGUGUAAUACAUCUGAAUUAAGAGUUUCUGAAAAAAUAAACAUUUUCUUUAGAUGUUGAA
This is a messenger RNA of Lottia gigantea (owl limpet), 1941 nucleotides long. RefSeq lists its product as hypothetical. NCBI's taxonomy places the organism in Eukaryota, Metazoa, Mollusca, Gastropoda, Lottiidae. Bases 46 to 666 code for a protein of 206 amino acids. The record is from RefSeq and is a predicted model, not a curated record. Gene Ontology annotation, biological process: intein-mediated protein splicing; protein autoprocessing. The transcript is spliced from 3 exons.